Drosophila busckii is the source of this 1481-nucleotide messenger RNA. RefSeq names its product inactive peptidyl-prolyl cis-trans isomerase shutdown (gene shu). Gene Ontology annotation, molecular function: peptidyl-prolyl cis-trans isomerase activity; protein binding. The record is from RefSeq and is a predicted model, not a curated record. The transcript has 2 exons. Lineage: Eukaryota; Metazoa; Arthropoda; Insecta; Diptera; Drosophilidae. Bases 121 to 1455 code for a protein of 444 amino acids.
GAAUCUGACAUUAAGCUGCUAUUCACAUGUUAACGUCAACAAAAAAAACCAGCGCGCGGCUCAUCUUAAAACUAUCAACUGCGUAAAUAAAAUUAAAUAAUAUUUAACAAUCGAAUAAACAUGGACGAAGAGUAUCAGUCAAGCCCCCAAUUGCUGAAGGAGCCUUUAUCAUUUGCGGAACUUAUUGUUGCCGGCGCACAUUUUGAAGUGCACACUGCUAACAAUGACUAUGCGGUUGAAUAUGACGAUGGGAUGGACGAAGAGAGUGAAAAUGGAGUUGAUCAUGAGGCCCUUAUAUCACCAUGGACACGCUCCUUUGACGAGCUGCGCCAGUUUAUGACGCCCAUUAGUGAGCACAUCUACAAGCGCAUUAUGCGUGCUGGCAUCAAAGAGCAGGGCCUGGUGCCCGACAAGGCGAGAGUUGCAUUGCGCUAUAGCGCUUAUUGGGAAGGGGAGGAAGCACCCUUUGAUUCAUCCCUGCUGCGUGGCUCCAAUUUUGAAUUCGAAACGGGCAAAGGAAAUGUGUUGGAGGGCUUGGACGCAGCUGUGCGCAGUAUGCAGGUCUAUGAGCAGGCUGAGUUUAUAAUAUCUUACCAUUUGCUGUUCCAUGAGCUUGGCUGUCCUCCGCGCAUUAAGCCCAAAGCGGAUGCAUUGUUCAAGGUGGAAGUCAUAAGCUUUACACCAGUAGGUGAUGGGAAUUCGCUGGAGGAUAUAGCACCAGAAGAUCGCAACAAGUUUGCCAUUGUGUAUCCCAGGGCGCAGGAUAUGCAUUUGCAUGGCAAGGACUGCGCCAAGCGUGGCUCCUAUCGUCCUGCUGUAAAUGCUUUUGAACGUGCCAUUGAUUCGCUCAACUACUGCCGCAUGGCCGAUGAAAAAGAUGAAGCAAAGCAAACACAAUUGCUCAUCACGCUCUAUACCAAUCUCAUGUUUUGCUUUAAUAAGCUCAAUCAAGCUGGCAAAGCUUGCAUUAUGAUGAAAGCAGUACGCAGACUCACCAAUAAUAAGCCAUCAUGCAAGGCUUUAUUCCAGGAAGGCCGCGCUUUGGCCGCCUUAGGUGACUACGAACAUGCGCGCAAGGUAUUUGUACAAGCUCAGGCCAAGCAGCCGAACAACAAAGAGAUUAGCGCGGAGAUCAUUAAUAUUGAGCAGCGCGUAAGCAAGUAUAAGAAGGAAAUGCGCGAGAUUUGGCAGCGUGCGAUGUCCGUCAAGCAGGAGGAGCCGCAGUCUAAGCAAAAUACUGACAUCGAAGAUCACCAGUAUAAACACAAGUUUGAGGCACAGCUUGAGACGUUUGGAAAGUCCAAUGCGCAGACAAUCAACAUAAGCCGUACAAUCUUAUCAGACAAGGAAUUUGAGACACUGCGUCUGCUGGCCACAAAGCAGAACAUGAAAUUGAGUCUGUCACCGCUCGAUGUGGAUCAGCUGAUGCUGUCGAAAUUAAAAAUUAAAGAUUAGCUAACAGUAACAACAAUGUUAAAAGC